Molecule: messenger RNA, 632 nt
Organism: Trichechus manatus latirostris (Florida manatee)
Lineage: Eukaryota; Metazoa; Chordata; Mammalia; Sirenia; Trichechidae
Gene: FGL1
Product: fibrinogen like 1
Exons: 4
Coding region: 54-632 (192 amino acids)
Biological process (GO): blood coagulation
Source: RefSeq, a predicted model, not a curated record
GGUACUUGAGUCUGCAUCCAACUCUGGUCCUGUGAAGAAACCAAAGCUGGUAAAUGAAUGAAGCUCUUUUUGUUCUUGCAGUUCUUUCAGUGGGGAAGAUGGAGAAGCUGAUCAGUUGCGUCCUUGUCACCAUUGUUUUGGUAAUGAGCCGAGAAAGCUGGGCGCUGGAGGACUGUCUCCAGGAGCAGGAGCGGCUCAGAGCCCAGGUGCGCCUGCUGGAGACCCGUGUCAAGCUGCAGCAGGUCAAGAUCGCUCACCUUUUGCAUGAGAAGGAAGUCCAGUUCCUAGACAGAGAAGAGAAUAGUGUCAUUGACCUUGGAGGCAAGAGGAAGUAUGCAGGAGAAUACACUUUAAAAGUUGACCUUGCUGAUUUUGAAAAAAAUAGCCGUUAUGCACAGUAUAAAAAUUUCAAAGUGGGAGAUGAAAAGAAUGCCUAUGAAUUGAAUAUCGGGGAAUAUUCCGGAACAGCUGGAGACUCCCUUGCCGGGAAUUUUCAUCCUGAAGUUCAGUGGUGGGCUAGUCACCAAAGAAUGAAAUUCAGCACCUGGGACAAAGACAACGACAACUACAAAGGGAACUGCGCAGAAGAGGACAAGUCUGGCUGGUGGUUUAACAGGUUCGGAGUUGUAUAA